AUCAGUUAUUCUGUGCCGAACUCCAUGUGGUAUUGUCGAAUUGUGACUUAUGAGCUACAGUACUUCACCGGUCGGCGGUCACAAUAAACUACUGAGAUGUUUGUUUAAAUAUAUGAGUUAUUUAGAUUUAAAAUUUCAACGUCAAUAGCUGGCGGCGUGGAACAGAAUAAAUUAAACAUUAAUACAAUCGCACGCCUUGAUCAAAAAUGGACGAGGAUUGUGCUUAUGAGAUAUGUAUGGUUGAUUCGUCAAAGGAAUUACUGAAGGAAGGUUUUAUUAAUUUAUGUCAAAAAUAUGGUACAGUUAAAAAUUUUACUCUUUAUAAAACAAAAUAUGAAAAUCAAGCAUUUAUUCAGUUUGAGGAUAAUGAUUCUGCAUAUAAAGUGUUAAAUGAAAAAUCAUAUUUUCCAUCUUUCAUAUCAGUGGAUCUCUCCAAUCGAACACAAAAAAUGAUAAAUGUUAACAUUGGGAAUGAAAAUGAUAAAGAUGAAGAGAAAUGUGAAUCUGAUGAAAAUACAAAAACAAUUAUUAAUGAAGACGCAAAAGAUGAAUCGUUAGCUAGGGAUUUAUUUUAUAUCGGUCCUAAUGUUUCGGUAAAAAGUUUAGUUGAGGAAUGCAAAGAAUUUAAAGCAAAUAAAAAAAUACCUUAUAAUCUAGGAAAUGAUGAUCUUUUUGGAAAGCCUCUUAAUACAAAAUGGGAAAAAAUAGAAAAGCCUGAAUUUGAAAUUAAUAAUCUUGAUUUCUAUAAUCGUUUUGAAAAUUGUACGGGCGGUGAAAUUAAAAUUGUAAAAAAGUUAAGUCCAAGCAUGUUUACUGCUUUGACCACGAUUUUUAAUGACGGUGAAAAUGUACAAGACAAAUUAAAGAUUAUUAGCAAUGAUAUUGAAAGUUCUGAUCUUCUAAAUAUAAACAAUCUGAAGUAUGGAAUGUUAGUGGGUGCAUUUGAUAAUGUAACUAAUUUGUAUGGUCGUGGAUAUGUGACUUUGGUAGCUGGAAACAGUGUUAAUGUUGCUUUGAGCGAUUAUGGUAGAGUAAUCAAUACAAUAAAAAUUAGAGAAGUACCUGAAAAAUAUAAUCAGGUACCAGCCUAUUCAUUUAAAGUGCAUACCAAAGGUGACUAUGUUCCACAGUUAAAAAAAACAUCUUAUAUUUUUAAAGUGGGCAGUGUUUGCCCAACAAGAAUCGUGUUGAUUAUAUUUGAUGAAAAUAAAGAAAUUAAAGCCCAAUUGAAAAAAUGGCAGCCUACUAUAGAAGAAUCGGGUGUUCCAUAUAUUGAUUUUAAGAACAAUAGCUCAGUAGAAUUGCUAAAAUUAAAUUAUAUGAACUCAGCAUUUAUUAGAUCAAAAGAAAAGCACCAUUUUGAAUUUCUUUUUUCAUCCUGGAACAAUUUGGCAGCUUAUUGCUAUAAAAAUUCUCAAGCUUUAAAUAGAGAACCAGUUUAUGGCGAAAUCGUAGGAUUUAAAUCUCCUAUAACCAAUAAUUAUGUCAGAGGUAGAGUUCAUAAAUUGUUCAGAGACAACAUUUAUUCUGUGAAGCAUAUGGAUAAUCCCAUAAAAGAAAGUAUCAAGUUGUCUGAAAUGAUAGAACUACAGUUUGAACAUAAAAGUAUACCUGUAAGUUUUUUAAAAGUAGGACUGAAAAAUGCUUUACCAUAUCCUAUCCAGUUUGAUGCUGCAUUUUUAGUCAAACAUGUUAUUGGUGUUCGCCUUUCUGUGCAUUUUGAUGAAUCAAAAGCAGAAGGAUGGAAACAUGUAGAUUUAACUAUUAUACCCGUAAAAGAAAAUAUGAAUUCUAUAUUAUAUAAUUUAGUUGAACCAUUGUGGCUGAAAGAUGAUGCUAAUACAGAUAGUAGUGAUGGAAGCUAUUCUAAAUACAUGGAUUUAUUAAGGAAUGAAUUAGUUGAGAAAUCCGUGGUGAUCAUGAAGUUUGUUGUAUAUCAUGAUGGAGUAUUUUAUAUGAGAGACAAAUUGUUUGGAAAGUCUUUUUCAAUUUUAUCUGACAUGAUUAAAGAGUAUAGUGGUCUGAAUUUAAAUCCUUAUUUACCACAUAUUGAUGAAGUAUGCCUAGGUCAAUUUCCAGAUGGUAUGUGGUACAGAGUAAUAUGUGAUCAAAUGAAACCGGGUUCAUUGGUAAAAGUACAUUCUAUAGAUUUGGGAAACAUCGCAUAUUUGAAUACUAGAAAUUUAAAAAAACUCCCAUUAGAAUUACUUUUUCAUCCAACUCAUGUUUCUCUGUGCAUUUUAGAUUCUUCCAUUCAGAUAAAUGAAAAAAAUAUAGAAAUAUUGCAAAAAUAUGAAAAUACCGAUUGCGAAGUAACUGUUUUGAAAAGUUUAGGUGGUAAAAAUCAUUACUUAAUCAACUGUCCAUUCUUUGAAGAGAUUCUUCAAUAACUUUUUAGACAUUAGUUAUAAGAAUAGUUUUAAUAUCUUAAUUUAAGAUAAUCAAAAAAUUAUAUGAACAACAUAUAUAAUCAAAAGAAUUUGUAUCUAUUAUAAGCUACAUUUAAUAUUUACUUUUUAGUAACAAUUUUUAAUUGUACAUUGUUAUAUAAAUUCAUUUUUUUUCCUAAUUUUUGGAUUGAUCAUUUUUAGUAUAAGUUGAAUGCAUUAGUAAGCAGUUCAAAUCUAACUCUCAAAUCAAAUAUAUUAAAUAUUUAACUGGGCAUAAUAAUAUGUUAGUUGUAAAAUUAAUAUUUUUAUUUUAUAUUCAUUAGGGUAGGCAAGCCUCAAGCAUUUUAUAUUUGAUUAAAUCCUUAAUUUUUUUUUAAUCGUCAGUAAGAUUACAUGCAUUAUUGUAACAAAUGGGACAGGCUGAGCGUAGUUAUUAUACUCCGUAACAUACAAAAAUUUCGAUUUCAGAUCCAUUCAAAUUGUAUAAAUUAGAAGAUUUUAUAACAAAAUACAUAACUACAAUAAUUUAUAAUCUUGUUAAUAGGUAUAUGAUAUUUUAUUUUCAUAAAACAUUAAUAUCUCAUAGAAGUAUUUAAUUUUAACUUUUUUCUUAGUUUUUGAUGAAUAAUUGUUUGUAUCAUAUUAUUGCAUACAUUUCUUAAUAGACUGUUAAUUAUAUUAAAUCCCAAAAAAUAAAUAAAGAUGUAUCAAGUGUUUUAUUUUCAA
Messenger RNA from Rhopalosiphum padi (bird cherry-oat aphid), 3116 nucleotides. RefSeq lists its product as uncharacterized. Lineage: Eukaryota; Metazoa; Arthropoda; Insecta; Hemiptera; Aphididae. Gene Ontology annotation, molecular function: RNA binding. The transcript is spliced from 14 exons. The coding region runs from base 207 to 2390 and encodes 727 amino acids. The record is from RefSeq and is a predicted model, not a curated record.